Messenger RNA from Paramuricea clavata, 1441 nucleotides. The record is from the annotation of a GenBank genome assembly. Lineage: Eukaryota; Metazoa; Cnidaria; Anthozoa; Malacalcyonacea; Plexauridae.
GAUGGGAGGAACAGUAUUUUAAUAGAGUGUGGCCCAACUGGAAGGAUGGAAUGCAUAACGACAUGAAGGAAAUUAUUAAUGAUAUUGGUAAGUACAGACUUGAAACCUAUAAGUGUAGCCGGUAUUAUGCAGUUUCAGUCCGAUAGCGAAAAUGUUACCAUUAUUAUAAGUAAUAUGCUAUUACGAAAAAUAUGCGAAAAAUAUAUCUAGCAGUUGUUAUCGAUCAGAAGAAUUGAAGCUACAUUCUAAAUCCUUGUUUUCAGUUGGUGUUGCCUUUUUCUAUGUUUUUGGUAUUCCUGUAAGUUUUUUUUCUUCUUAGCUCUCGGCACGCUUUUGCCCAAAUCCUGUCGAGACAACAACAAAUUCGACAAAUGUCAAGGCGGUUAAUUUUACACAUAGAACCGUGCAAAGAAAAUUGCUUUGUUCCUUAGGUCUAUUACUUCUUGCUUUCUGAGAAAUUUUAAAAGCUCUAGAUCAGUCUAUAGUUUUGUUUAUUCUGUAUAUUUGGCUAAAAAGCAAUUGAAGGGCGAAAAAAUAAAGAAAGAGCAAGGCAGUGCCACAGAUUACAGUCCAUUAUUGCGUCAUAAUGCACGCGCAUUAGCCAAUCAAAUCGUCUGUUAUAUCAUACUCGUAUUAUAAAAGUCAACACCGGCAGUAUUUUGAAAUGUAUGUCAUUUCAGUAAACAGCAGACCGGGUUGGUUUGCAGGUUUUCCCUUAGCUGGAAGAUAUAAAUUCAUGUCAUACACGCUGUUUGCGGGGUUAAGAACACUAUUAGAGAUAGGGUUAGGAAUAUAACUAACAGCGACAAUCUACAAGAAAUGAAUUUAUAACUAGAACAUGACCUGUAUGAUAUUAUUAUUAUUUAUAAUGUAACCUAUGUAAAUUGUAUUUAGGUACAUAUUACGCGGACAUAACUAAAAUUGUCACUGACCAAUUGAAAACGUGGUUGAGCAAUGCAACCGAUAUUGAUGAAGAAAUCAAGGUGUGGGAAAGGUGGAUUAACAUCUGGAGUCAGUUACACUGGAAAGCUUCCUCCGAAGCAAUAUUCAUGCAAUUUAUGCAAAGGUUCUUGAAGAAGAUCGACAGGAUUUAGAUGUUGACACCCUUGCUAAACUGUUGCCCUGGUCCAACGAUGCAGUGCGAGGUUAUGCUGUAUUCACCUAUACUCCAUUCCUUGAUAAUUCGUUUGUGCAGUAUCUUCGUGAUCAGCUAGGGCACUGGUGGUCGGCUGACAUGCAUUGCUUGGUGGGUGGUAUGCACAGUUUAGCUGAUGGUUUCUUUUCUAAUGAGGUGUUGAAUACAGACGAUCUCGUAGAGCACGCGCAAGCUUUCAAGUUUUCUUAUUUGUCCGUACCUUCGCGCCCAAACGAUGACUUUGUCCAAGUCUCUUGCUACGCGAACAGUGAUCAAUCUUCACCAAACAAAACAUAUACAGCACGG